AGUAAAUUUAGCAUCUUAUUUAAACGCAAGCAAUGCACUGUGCUUCGAGUUGAACUGUGUGCUAAAGGCGAAAGACUGAGCUGUGUGAAUAGUUAUUUAUCGGGUAGGGUGUGUGUGGUAGCGUGUAUAGUCUUUAUUUUAGUUUAUUAACAAUGACGCCAAGAUUUUUAAUCUGGACGGUGAUCGUCUCACUGGGAGCAACUUCAGACACUGAAACUUCUGUGGAUCUUCAGCCGGACAUGCCCAAUGUGUGUGUGAACCAGGAGCUGUCCAUGCUGGGUCUGAGGCAGCCGUGCGUGCAGGCCUACACCCGCAUGGUCCGGGUGUGGAAGCAGGGCUGCUCGGGGAAGAGCUGGUGUGCUGGAUAUGAGAGGAGGACUGCCUAUUAUACAGCCUAUAGGCAAGUGUACAGCAUGGACCUGAACCGUGUGUAUCGUUGCUGCCCCGGUUGGAUGCGGCGAGGACAGGAGAGGGGCUGCCUACACAGAGUGUGUUUGCCUGACACCUGUUUCAAUGGAGGAAGGUGUGCAGAGAGUGGCGAGCAGGUCUGUCAGUGUCCUGAAGGGUUCCAAGGCACACGCUGUCAAUAUGAUGUAAACGAGUGUGCCAGUGCCAAUGGGGGGUGUGAAGGCUCCUGCUGUAACACCAUUGGCAGCUUCUAUUGCCGGUGCCCAGGGGGCAGAAAGCUGGCACUGGAUGGCAAGACCUGCCCAGACAUUGACGAGUGUGAGGAGCUGAAUGGUGGUUGUCAGCAGAAGUGUGUGAAUACACUGGGCUCCUAUUACUGUGAAUGCAGCAAGGGAUUCCGCAUGCACAAUGAUCUACGCACCUGCAUUGCGGUGGUGUCGUGUGCGGUGGGCAAUGGAGGCUGUGAGCAUAAGUGUGUGGACCUGGGAGAUAACCUCUACAAGUGUGUCUGCCCUCCCGACCACCGGCUCAAGGAGGACGGCAAACACUGUGAAGUGAAGAACCCGUGUAAGCAGGGCAACGGGGGCUGUGCCCAGCAGUGCAGCAGUGAGGACGGCCAGGCGGAGUGCGGCUGCAGAGAUGGAUACACCCUGAACCCCGACCGCAGGACCUGCAGAGACGUUGAUGAGUGUGACAUAGGCCGUGUCCAGUGCGCUCACACCUGUUUGAACACGGUUGGCUCCUACAAAUGUGUGUGUAAGCCAGGCUUCGAGCUCGGAGCAGAUGGCAAGCAGUGUUAUCGCAUUGAGAUGGAGAUUGUGAACAGCUGCGAGAAGAACAACGGCGGCUGCUCCCACGGCUGCGAACACACCACCAGCGGCCCACACUGCACCUGUAACCACGGUUACCAGCUGGCCGAGGACCUCAGGACCUGUGUCGACUCAGAUGAGUGUAAGAAUGGGGAGUCCUGCUGCAGCCAGUUCUGUGAGAACUACCCUGGAGGCUAUGAGUGCAACUGCAGAGCCGGGUACAUCCUUAACAAAGACGGCUGUGGCUGCGAUGACGUUGACGAGUGUGAGAUGGAGACAUCAGACUGCACUCACUCGUGUGUGAACACGCUGGGCUCCUACGAGUGUUUCUGCAGGCUGGGCUAUCGGCUUGACUUUGACCAGCGCACCUGCCUACCCCUAUAUGACCUGGAGGAGACGGGGGGUGAGGGAGAGGAGGGGCUGGAGGCAGAUGAAGAGUACGCUCGAGGCCGAAUCGGAGGCCGAGUCAGAGGAAGAGGCGACGAAGAUGAGGAGGAUCUGCCGCUGAGGAGGCUGCCCCUGUUCCCCUUCCGCAGGAAACCCCAGCUACUCCACUACACGGCCUCCCUGCAGCACCGGCCACACAGCACACACACGCGGGCCGUCGCCGAGACGCUGGCGCACACACUCACGCACGCUCACGCGCGCACCGAACGUGCCGAGCUGACGCUCCUGAGCCAUACAGUGUGUGAGGAUGGUGUGUUUGGUGAGGACUGUACGCUGACGUGUGAAGACUGUGCCAACGGGGCGGCAUGUUCAGAGGACGGAGACAGCUGCCUGUGCACUCCCGGAUGGACCGGCCUCACCUGCAAUGAGACUUGUCCAUCGGGCUGGUUCGGUGAGGGCUGUAACGCUGUGUGUGCGUGUCGGAAUGGCGGACGCUGUGACCCCGUGACUGGCAGCUGCCGCUGUCCUCUGGGGGUGACGGGACAACACUGUGAGAACGGCUGUCCUCAGGGUUAUUUCGGUGAGAGUUGCCAGAGGAAGUGUAGCUGCCCCAACAACGGCCCCUGUCACCGCCUGUACGGAGGCUGUGUGUGUGCUCCCGGACUCUAUGGCCGCUUCUGCCACCUGCCCUGUCCCAGGUGGACGUUUGGGGCGGGCUGCUCUGAGGAGUGUGUGUGUGAGCGAAGCAGCUCCGUCGGCUGCCACCCCCAAACAGGAGUCUGCUCCUGCAAGCCUGGUUACCAUGGAGACCGCUGUCAAUCAAAGCAUUGUGAGUGUGGAGAAGGGGUCCCCUGUGAUCCCCAGACAGGACAGUGUGCUCUGAAGUGCCCCCCUGGAUUCUAUGGCAAGGACUGUGAGCAAGUGUGCGAGGCAGGUCUGUGGGGUGAGGGCUGCAUGCAGCAGUGCCAGUGUGCCAACAGCAGCAGCAGCAGCAGCAGCAGCAGCAGCAGCAGCAGCAGCAGCCGUGUGUCCUGUGACCCCCAGACAGGGGCGUGUGUGUGUGAGCCCGGCUUCACCGGACAGCACUGCCAGAACAAGUGUGAGGAGGGCAGUUUCGGAAGAGGGUGUGAGAAGAAGUGUGCGUGUGAGAACGAAGCUGUGUGUGACCCGAUCAGUGGCACCUGUACCUGCGCGGCGGGAUGGACGGGCGAGCGCUGCGAAACAAAGUGCCAGGCUGGGACUUUUGGAUCCAACUGCACGCAGGUGUGUGACUGCCCCGCCCAUCGUCACCAGUGUCACCACGUCACCGGGAGAUGCACUUGCCCACCUGGUUACUAUGGAAACCGGUGUGACAUCAGGUGUCGUGAGGGCACGUUUGGCCCUCACUGCAGGCGCAGGUGUCGCUGUGCCAAUGGAGGGCGCUGUGACUUCAUGACAGGAAGCUGUGAGUGCCUGCCUGGCUUCCUGGGAGCCAAUUGCAGCAUCCCUUGCCCAACUGGCUAUUACGGCCAGGACUGUGCCCUGACCUGCAUGUGUGGAGAGGGUGGACAGUGCCACCCAGUGACGGGAAGAUGCAAUUGCGGCCCAGGAAGGACUGGCCAGUCCUGCCAGCAAGCGUGCCCCCGGGGUCGCUUCGGGCCGCAGUGUCGGGGUGUGUGUGCCUGCCUGAACGGAGGAGUGUGUGAGGCGGCGAGCGGGAACUGCAGCUGUGGCCUCGGCUGGACGGGCCCUCGCUGCGAAACAGAGUGUGCGGCAGGCCACUAUGGUGCUGGGUGUGCGCUGGAGUGCCAGUGUCAGAACAAUGGCACAUGUGACCGCUUCACCGGCUGCUGUGACUGCUCGCCCGGUUACUAUGGCAAUACCUGUCAACACAGGUGCCCUGCGGGUCUCUUCGGGCGGCGGUGUUCUCAGCAGUGUGACUGCGUGCCUGGUCAGCAGUGUCACCACGUGACGGGAGAGUGCGUGUGUCCACCAGGCCUCCAUGGACACAGCUGUGAAAAAAGUUGUGAGGCAGGCCACUUUGGCCAGGGGUGCGAGAGGGAGUGUCAGUGUGCAGAGGGAGCGGUGUGCCAUCCAGUCACCGGCCUGUGCAUAUGUCCACCCGGGAAGACGGGAGAACUCUGUGACACAGAGUGCAGUGUUGGCUGGUUUGGUCCGGGCUGUGUGCUCAGGUGUGAGUGUGCCCACGGGGGCCAGUGUGAGGCUCGUACCGGCCGAUGUCUCUGCCCCUCCACCUGGCUCGGGCACACUUGCGAAGAGGGUGGCUCCACUCUUCCUGUUCCAACUCUGGUGCGUCGCUCUGUGAAGCGCCGCUCUGGCAGGUCCCGUCCGGCCCGGGGCCCCGCACAACACACAGGGGCCCCCUCAUGA
Engraulis encrasicolus (European anchovy) is the source of this 3974-nucleotide messenger RNA. It is a transcript of the gene megf6, whose product is annotated as multiple EGF like domains 6. The coding region runs from base 153 to 3974 and encodes 1273 amino acids. The record is from RefSeq and is a predicted model, not a curated record. NCBI's taxonomy places the organism in Eukaryota, Metazoa, Chordata, Actinopteri, Clupeiformes, Engraulidae. The transcript is spliced from 29 exons. Gene Ontology annotation, molecular function: protein binding; calcium ion binding.